Messenger RNA from Soboliphyme baturini, 426 nucleotides. The record is from the annotation of a GenBank genome assembly. NCBI's taxonomy places the organism in Eukaryota, Metazoa, Nematoda, Enoplea, Dioctophymatida, Soboliphymatidae.
AUGGACGUCAGGUUGCAGUUCGAGUCCAUUUGGGUUGUUGCCAUCGGCGGCAACGGCGGUCGUGCGAUGGUGAGAACGGCGGCGACGGUGCCUGCCCCGGGACGCACAGCUGACGAUGUGCACGACGACCGGAUCGUGACCGCAAAACAGGAAUUCGACUAUGAGAUGUUUACGAGGACGAGGACGAGGCGACGACGGCGGCGGUGGUGGUGGUGGCGCGAUCGUUCAGUGCGGUGCACUGGUCUCUCUGACAGACAGACAGACGGACUGACGGACGGACAGAUGGACAGACGGACGGACGGACGGAUGUUGAAAGAGACAAUAAGACAAAGUGUGACAAUGUGUGACACUGUUGUGUGUGUCCUGUUUACCCGCGACGGCGGCGGCGGCCGACACCCGCCCAUCCGCACCGGUUUAAAGAACUGA